AUCAGUGGCCAAGGGUUGUGCUGCGCCCCGACCUUUGAGAUGAGCUGUGCUCGUCCCACGGCACCCGGAGCCCAGCUGCCCCCCAGAGCGAUGGCAGCGCUGUUGGCUCUGCUGGUGCUGGUGGCCUGGCCAGCUGCCACCGCAGCAGCGACAGUGACACAGGACUCGGUGCUCAACAUCUGCAUGGACGCCAAGCAUCAUAAAACAGAGCCUGGCCCUGAGGGGCAGCUCUACGGGCAGUGUGUCCUCUGGAAGGACAACGCCUGCUGCACUGCCAACACCAGCAUGGAAGCCCAUCAGGAUCAGUCCUACCUGUACAACUUCAACUGGGACCACUGUGGGGCCAUGCCAGAGAAGUGCAAGCGCCACUUCAUUCAGGACACGUGUCUCUAUGAGUGUUCCCCCAACCUGGGGCCAUGGAUCGACCAGGCAGACAACAGCUGGAGGAAGGAGCGGAUCCGGGAUGUGCCACUGUGCCAGGAGGACUGUGAGCAGUGGUGGGAGGAUUGCCAGGAUGCUGUCACUUGCAAGGUCAACUGGCACACGGGCUGGAACUGGACUACAGGCACCAACCAGUGUCCCAAGGGUGCCAUGUGCCAGAAGUUCAAGUACGUGUUCCCCACGGCGGCUGCACUCUGCGAGCAGGUCUGGUCUGGCUCCUACAAGUACACGUCCCACCACCGUGGCAGCGGCCGCUGCAUCCAGAUGUGGUUCGAUCCCGCGCAGGGGAACCCCAAUGUCGCCGUCGCCCAAUAUUACGCCCGUGGCGAUGCUCCCCCAACCUACCCGCUCUCUAUCCUGCUGUCUCUGCUGCCCCUCACCCUCCUGGCCCCGCUCUAAGCAGGAGGGGCUGCAGGCAGGAGCAGGCAGUAGAUGGGCAGAGGGGUCACCAGGCUGCCUUGUGCCUCCCCAUGAGAUGUCCCCAAGCUGUGUCCCCCCCAGGCAUGUGGCUUAUGAAUAAACACUCCUGCUCUA
Oenanthe melanoleuca is the source of this 975-nucleotide messenger RNA. Its product is annotated as folate receptor gamma-like. The record is from RefSeq and is a predicted model, not a curated record. Gene Ontology annotation, molecular function: signaling receptor activity. NCBI's taxonomy places the organism in Eukaryota, Metazoa, Chordata, Aves, Passeriformes, Muscicapidae. The transcript is spliced from 5 exons. The coding region runs from base 40 to 840 and encodes 266 amino acids. Gene Ontology annotation, cellular component: external side of plasma membrane.